AUCAAUUCAGUGUUGCUUUGUUUUCCGAAUCAUUAGAGAGCUCUAUCAUCAUGAAUCUUGUUCAAAUAUUAGUUCUCAUUUAUUUAACAAAAACAACAGGUAUAUUAUACAUAUUGCUAGUGACAGCUGACUAGUAAAGGAUAACGGUUACCUUUCGCUUCCGUAGUCGAAGUCCGGAUAAUGAGAUUAGACUCAAGACCCGCCCUUGUACCCCACAAGAAGAGUAGCAGAGGGCCAUUGUGACCACUAAAAAAAAAAGACUUAAAUAUUAACAAAUAUAGCGCACAACACGAAAGUAAAACUAAUAUAUUGAAAAAAUACAAUAAUUAUCAAGAGUCAUACAAUAUAUUAUAUAUACGGCACGAAAAGCUUCUAAUACUAACUAGCAUUCUUUGACCUUUUUUGCCUAUAGUUCAGUCUUGAUUUUUAUUUCCGACGUUUCGUAUAUGAAUUUAAAUAUGGUAUUACAGAUAGUGUCUGGAGAAUGCAAUACUAAUGCGUGCGAAGUAUUGGAAAUGCUAACCAGAGGUUCCAGUAAUGAUCAAAAUCCAUCUUUAGGAUCUUGCACUGCAGAUAUCCACUGGCGACAGUUGGAUCGUAGACUAAGAGCUAUAGAACAACCAGCAUGGACGAUCAGUUUCGGCCAAGCUCGUUGGCGUCAGUGCUCCAAAGGUAUAUGUCAGUGUGAUGCUACUCGCCGAUCAUUGAACUGCUGGAGAGUUGGUCUAUCCAACCUCCCUACUGACUUAAUAGUACCAGCUGAUCUUGUAACCAUAGAUCUGGGCACGAACAAAUUGCGGACUCUGCAUAAGACAACAUUCAAAGGAAUGCGCUUACUUGCCGAGUUGGAUAUGUUUGACAAUCACGUGGAAUAUCUGCCAGCUGGAAUAUUUGAUUCACUUGUAAAUUUAAGAAUAUUACGUCUUCAAAGAAAUUACCUGGAGGAAAUUGAUGGUAUAGCAUUUCGAUAUACAAAGAAACUUUUUCAUGUAGAUCUCUCCAAUAAUUAUUUAUAUACACUGCCGGAACGUUUGUUUGCUAAUUGUUCUGUAUUAGAAACAAUAGAUAUUUCAAACAACCAUUUAAUUUAUAUACCGUCAGAUAGCUUUAUAGGGCUUCACUCUCUAUAUAUAUUAGAUUUAUCUAAGAAUAAAAUUCAACAGAUAGAAAAUGGGACAUUCUUACUUGCCAAGCUCCAGAUACUAAAACUAUCAGACAAUAGGAUAAGUAAUAUAUCAGAAAACGCUUUUAAAGGACUUGUUUCUAUAGAAACUUUGUUACUUGAUAGGAACAAAUUAAGGAAUAUACCAAGUCGCCUUUUUUAUAAUCUCAAUUGUUUAACAUUUCUCGAUUUAUCGAAGAAUCAUUUAAUAAGUGUAACGGGCGUCGAAUUUGAAAAUCUGAAUAUGCUCCGUUAUUUGGAUUUGAGAGAAAAUGAUUUAUCUGAAUUGCCCGAUUAUGUGUUUUCUAACUGCUCGAGAUUAGAAACAAUUGAUUUAACUAAAAAUAAAUUACGAUUUUUAAAUUACACAUCAUUUUAUGGAUUAGAAAAUCUUGCAUCAUUAUAUCUAUCGGAAAAUAAGCUCCAUGGAGUACAUUUUAAGACUUUUUUUACACAAAAAAAUCUCACAACUUUGCACUUGGAUAAUAACAUGUUUCCAUCACUACCUUCCCGUACUCUGGAUUACAUGCCUAAACUAGCAAUUGUAAAACUAUCUGGCAAUCCGUGGCAUUGUGACUGUCACGCUCUAUAUAUUUCAGCCUGGGUACGAUUAAACGAAAUGAAAUUAUGGGACUACUCUCCAACAUGUGUAUCGCCCUGGUACUUAGAGGGCCACUUUUUGAAAAAUCUCAAAUUUCCGGAGCUAUGUACCGGCCAGUGGGCGAGCAUGGUAAAUUUGUCUCCAAGACUCCCCAUACAACAACUAUUAGCGCUUAAUGUUUCUGUCAACAGAAAACCUCAAGAUAGUAUGGAACAGAACCAUGACGUCAUUACUGUAGACACCUGGCAUUAACAGAAUAUGCACAGUAUACAUAGUAGACACUGUCUACACAAUUAUAUUACGAGUAUACUAAAUAAAUAUCCAUGAUGUAAAUGAAACAGUUUAUUUUUAUUUGAUGUUAUUACCCAUUGUAUUAUUAUAUCGAUAGUCUGCACUAGCUGUUGCUAGCGGUUUUACACGCGUGGUGUUGUUUUCUCUUUAAUUUAAAAUUUUAACCGACUUCAAAAACGGAAAAGGUUCUCUAUUUAG
This is a messenger RNA of Galleria mellonella (greater wax moth), 2252 nucleotides long. Its product is annotated as carboxypeptidase N subunit 2-like. Gene Ontology annotation, cellular component: plasma membrane. NCBI's taxonomy places the organism in Eukaryota, Metazoa, Arthropoda, Insecta, Lepidoptera, Pyralidae. Gene Ontology annotation, molecular function: protein binding. Bases 447 to 2015 code for a protein of 522 amino acids. The transcript has 9 exons. The record is from RefSeq and is a predicted model, not a curated record.